Molecule: messenger RNA, 2668 nt
Organism: Gekko japonicus
Lineage: Eukaryota; Metazoa; Chordata; Lepidosauria; Squamata; Gekkonidae
Product: cytosolic phospholipase A2 epsilon-like
Exons: 19
Coding region: 1-2415 (804 amino acids)
Biological process (GO): glycerophospholipid catabolic process
Cellular component (GO): cytosol
Molecular function (GO): calcium-dependent phospholipid binding; calcium ion binding
Source: RefSeq, a predicted model, not a curated record
AUGCGAAAUGUCCACCAACAAGACCAUUUAAGUGAAACUGAUUGCUAUGUAACCUUGUGGCUGCCUACUGCCUCAUCUGAAAAGGUUCGAACUAAAACAGUUGCCAACUCCAAAGAUCCAGUGUGGAAUGAAACAUUCUACUUCAGGAUCCAGAGUCAGGUUAAGAAUGUCUUGGAACUGGCUGUGUGUGAUGAAGACAUUAUUCGAGAUGAUACGUACCGUGUCAUCCAUUUUGACAUUGCUGAAGUGCCUCUUGGAGAGUCAGUUUUUAAGACAUUUGAAUUGAAUCCACAGAAACAUGAGGAACUGGAGAUUGAAUUUACACUGGAGAAUAUAAUGGAUCCUCCCGAAAUGAUCACAACAAAUGGAGCAAUAGUGUGUCGUGAACUUUGCUGCUUGGAGAUUCAGGUGGACCAAAGGAAAAGGAAGAAGAAGAAAAAGCUUUCUAAACAACAAGUUGUCAAGUGUACAUUGAAAGGAUCCUUUGAAGAAACCCAAAACCUUUCCUUGUGCUGUAAAUCCUGCUCUCACUGCACAGAUCCCACCAUCUUCCACUAUGCCAAAUUCAAGCAAGCAGAGCUGGAGGUUCUGCUCCCCAAGAAGAGGCCACUUCCUUGCUUUGGUGCUUGCAUGUCAUGUGGAUCAAAUGUGCAGAGGAACAGAAAUCUGACCUUUCCUUUAAAUUCAUUUCCCUUUGAUCAGGAUGUAAUAAAUGAUGACACGGAAUUUGAUUUACACUUCAAAGCAAAGCAAUGCACUGCAGGCCUAGACGUUCGCUUGGGUUUUGAACUCUGUCCUGAAGAGCAGGAAUUCCUGCAAAAACGGAAGAAAGUUGCUGCUGCAGCUUUGAAAAGAGUUCUUCAUCUAGAGGAAGAUCUGCAAGAUGAUGAGGUACCAAUUGUGGCAAUUAUGACUACUGGUGGAGGGAUAAGAGCCCUGACAUCAAUGUAUGCUCAUAUGCAGACUAUCCAGAAGUUGGAUAUUUUGGACUGUGUUUCAUACCUCACUGGCUUAUCUGCCACAACCUGGACAAUGUCAAAGUUAUAUGAUGAUGCUAACUGGUCAAAGAAUAAUCUAGAGAAGCUAAUCACUGAUGCAAAAGGGCAUGUGAAAAAAAACAAGUUCCUUGCCAGUUUUGCCCCAGAGCGUCUGAAAUAUUAUCUAAAGGAACUAAAGCAGCGGCAUCAAGAAGGCUACAGUGUAUCUUUCACUGAUCUGUGGGGGCUCAUCAUUGAAGCCAUGCUACGUGAUGGGGAAAAUCCACAUAAACUCACAGAUCAGCAGCAAGCAUUAACUCAUGGCCAAAACCCCCUGCCUGUAUACCUUUGUCUCAGUGUGAAGGAGAAAUUAAGUAAUCGGGGUUUCAGAGAAUGGUUGGAGUUCACGCCAUAUGAGGUUGGAUUCCAAAAAUAUGGAGCCUACAUUCAUCCUGAACAUUUUGGUAGUGAAUUUUUCAUGGGUCAUUUAAUUAAAAAAAUCCCAGAAUCUCGAAUCUGCUUCUUGGAAGGAAUCUGGAGUAGUGUGUUUUCAGUUAAUAUCAUGGACGGCUGGUUUCUGUCUGUUAGUUCGGAUGAUUUUUGGCAAAAGUGGACACAAGACCGAAUAACUGAUAUUGAUGACUAUGUUUUGUAUUCACAUGUGAAUAAACUACCUACUCUUAUGGAGAGCCCCCCAGAUAGUCUUGCUACUAUUUUUCAAGAUAUUAUCAUGUGGCGACCAGCAGUUACCCAGGUCCACAAUUUUUUGAAAGGCUGCCCAAUGCACAACAAGUACCUGGAGAGUCAGCUUGCAGUGUGGAAAGACUGUGAUCUGGACAAUUUUCCUAACCAGCUGACAGGAGCUGAAGAUCACCUGUAUCUAGUUGAUAAUGCAUUUGCCUUUGCUAGCAGCUAUCCACCACUCAUGAGGCCUGAGAGGAAAGUGGAUGUCAUCAUACAUUUGAAUUACAGCUCAGGAUCACAAAUGAUGCCCCUGAAAGAAGCCUCAAAGUAUUUCUCAGAACAGGGAAUCCCAUUUCCCCAAAAUAUCCCACAUGAAGAAAAGGAUGUAAAGGAGUGUUACCUGACUGGAGAUCAAGAAAGCCCCGAAACUCCUAUAGUGGUCCUUUUUGCCUUAGUUAAUGACACUUUCAAAGAGUACAAAGCACCAGGUGUGAAACGUAGUCCUGAGGAGAUGGAAGAUGGUAGACUUGAUCUUACUAGUACCUUUGGCCCUUACAAUAUAAAUGCUUUACGAUAUUCAGAGGAAGACUUUGACAAGCUGGUAAAACUGAGUCAGUACAACAUAAUGAAUAACAAAGAUUUGAUUAUUAAAGCCUUGCAGCUCGCAGUGGAACGGAAAAAGCAACAUAAAAACAGUCUGCAGUGUAGAACAGAUGAAGCAUUUCAAUCUGGAAGGAAAGGGAACAAAAUCUAAACUGCAAUGUAGCCCAUCCACUGAAUACUUAGGAGAGUGUUUAGCCUCUUCUAUGGAAACAAACACCUGUGAUGGAUUUUAGAAAAUUAGCUGGUCAUAAAGGCAACAGUUCUGUCAAUCACACAAUAUUGUUUGCUUGUUGCCAAGUGAGGCAGUGGCCAAAUAAAGGAUGGACACAGGACCACCUCUUCACCCUAUAGAAGAAGAAGAAGAGAUUGGAUUUAUACCCCGCCCUUCACUACCCGAAGGAGUC